Ooceraea biroi (clonal raider ant) is the source of this 3743-nucleotide messenger RNA. Its product is annotated as MOXD1 homolog 1. Gene Ontology annotation, molecular function: dopamine beta-monooxygenase activity; copper ion binding. Gene Ontology annotation, biological process: dopamine catabolic process; norepinephrine biosynthetic process; octopamine biosynthetic process. NCBI's taxonomy places the organism in Eukaryota, Metazoa, Arthropoda, Insecta, Hymenoptera, Formicidae. Gene Ontology annotation, cellular component: secretory granule membrane. The record is from RefSeq and is a predicted model, not a curated record.
UCUUCCGCGUUGCAACGGAGGGAAGGAAAAUGUGUGACAAAGAGGAAAUAAUCUUUUGUGCGAUUUUAUAGAUGCUGGGCGACCGAAUGCAAGAGUCUCAAAGCAGGAGUCAAUACGUCCCUGUGUUGGGGCCCACAGGAAGGGGACCAGGUAAGCAGCUGCAAGCAUCUGCAAGGGAAGCGGCUGCCGCGUGUUUAAAUUAGUCCCGGCACAACUGUCGUGCGCGCAACAUGUACGAACGAUCGUUCCCGAGUCCGGUGUAUUGGAAAACGAAUUAGCGAGAAAUUGUGAAAGAAACUGACACUCAGUGUACUUCGAACUAUCUUUAUUUUUAUUGCACAAGUAGAUACAAUCGCUCUAAUACAAUAUUGGCUCUAGGAAAUUAAUUUCCCGAUCAAAUACAACUGAUAAAAAUCUUGUCCGCGCGAAGAAAUAAUUUUGCAAACUUACGGUGCAUGCAAUUAAUAAUUGAAUUUCUUGAAAAUCGCAAUUAAAUUCAAGCAACUGAAAGAUGGCAUAUUAAUUUCGAUGGCACGUAUAAUUAAAAUAUUUAAUUUGACGGAUAGAGUAAUUAAUAUUUAAUUUGACGGAUAGAGAGAGGAGAGAGAGAAAGAGAAAGGACAAUUUGAUGGCCCUGAUGCCGACAGUGGAACAAACGGCAGAAUUUGUUUAAAUGAUCGUAUGAAGCAUCAGGAAGAGAAAAAGGAAGCGGAAGAAGAUGUUGCUACUCAGGUUGAUCGUGACAUUGGUCACGUGCUGGAUCGUCAAGUGCGAUCUGCUGGAUCUCUACGUACAGCACAUGGACGAGACCAUGAGGACAAUGUUGUACAGAAACAAGCGGCAUCCGAUGGACCCCGUUUCCAGGAGGAUAAAGAGAAGCCUCGAGACUGAACCUCUACUCAGAGUCGGCAAUUUUAAAAAGCAGCGACUGGAUGUCGACGAAGACUGGCUGAAGCAAUGGAAGGUUAAAAAGAGAAUCAUCCCUUACAAGAACGACGCUCUGGACUAUUCGAACAAGCGAGAGGAAAACCUGGACCCUGAUCAGCAUGAGAUUCUUCUUAACACGACACAGAAAUCGAAAUUAUAUUCGGAGGAGAUGACAACAAUUUUCGAAGACGCUACUGAUGCAAACUAUAACAUCGUGCGAGACAAAGAUGAACCGCCAGUCGUGGAGGAUCAGACCAAUGCCGAAGACUUGACCAUCGAGCCUUUAGAACUCGAAGAGGAGAUCGCAGUAGAGGACUGGCAGGAUCCUGAGAUAAACAAAGAGACUUCAGAGUUUGAAAUCAUUAGCGAGAACGAGCGGAUCAAUCCGAAACCGUUUGACGAUCCGAGCUUCAAGCGGAAGCCGUGGGGAAGCCGCGCGCCGAAGAAGUAUUUUCCACCCUUGGAAAAGCCGGUCAAGGAUGCGCAGGAAGCGAGAAGCCAUGCAAAGGGCGAAGUAACGAGGCCCAAGAGGGACACUACUAAGACUGCUAAAGUUGAAAAAAAAAGGCCCAAGUUUACCAGAUAUGAGCAGCUGGACGAGGAUGGAGACGUGAUCCUCGAGUGGGAUCCCUCGGACGACAAGGAAGUUGUCUUCAAGGUCACCGCCAGGACCCUGGGUUACGUUGGCAUCGGUUUCAACGAGAAGAGUCACAUGAAGGGUGCCGACAUCUUGCUUGCUUGGGUGGACGACACUGGCAUUGUCAACCUAUUGGACUCGCACGGUAUCGAGGAGGUGAACGCCGCGCCGGUUACCGAUACGUCCCAGGACGUCCGAGUCCUCGGGGGUUCACAAAAUGAUACCCACACCACCGUAAUGUUUGCCAGAGAUUGGGACACGUGCGAUCCACAGGAUCAUCAACUCACGGGUGACAGCAUCAGGGUGCUGUGGGCCUUACACCAGACCGAUCCCGAAUUGAACACGGCGGAAUGGCACGGAGACAGACGCGGUGGAAAGGCUCUGAGAGUGAGGACAGCAGCAGCCCAUUCUCCGCCAGAAGAGACGCAGAAUGUACAACACUGGGAUAUAAAACUCAGUCAGUACAACGUCUCGGGCGACAUGGACACUAUCUACUGGUGCAAGCUGUUCAAGGCUCCCCCGCUGAAAGAAAAACACCACAUGAUAGGGUAUACACCGCUCGUGGAGAAGACUCACGAGGAUCUGGUCCAUCACGUGAUUCUAUACGAGUGCGCCUCGACAGGGUUGACACUCGACAGGUUGGACAUUCUCCGUCGGCAGACCAGGCUCUCCGGUGUUCACUGUUACAGCUCGAAUAUGCCGCCGCAAUGGGAAUCGUGUUUGCAACCCAUCCUAGCUUGGGCUCGUGGCAGUAAAGGAGAAUGGUUGCCGAAACAUGUCGGUAUACCCAUAGCGGAGCACGGAGAGGAAUCCUAUUAUAUGCUGGAAGUUCACUAUAAUAAUCCGAACAUGAGAAAAGUGAUUGAUAGCAGCGGCGUAAGACUUCACUUCACUUCACAACUUCGUCCUCAGGAAGCAGGCAUCCUCGUAACCGGCGUGGCUGUGAGUCCUCUUCAUCUAGUACCCCCGAGGCAGAAGGAAUAUGCCACCGCCGGAUAUUGUACUCCACAUUGCACUAAUACGAUGUUUCCCGAGAGUGGUAUCAAUAUCGUAUCGGUAGUCCUGCACUCGCAUUUGGCAGGACGUCGUCUCAGCUUGAAGCAUAUUCGACAGGGUAAAGAGCUACCGAGAAUAGUUGAAGACAAACAUUUCGACUUCGACUACCAGCAGUCUCACAGCCUAGAGGAAGAAGUAAACGUGUUACCUGGCGACGAGCUCGUUGCCGAAUGCGUUUACAGUACUUUGGAUAGGACGAUACCAACUUUAGGCGGUUACGCAGCCUCCCAGGAAAUGUGCCUGGCGUUCGUCGUGCAUUAUCCCAGAACGCCUCUCGCCGCUUGCUACAGCAUGACGCCUGUCAAGGAUCUCUUCAGGACCCUUGGUGUGAACAGUUUCCAGGGAGUGACAAUGGACUACUUGGAGACACUGUUUCUGACGACAGGAACUGACUUGGCUUUAUCUUCGAAUAAUCAACAACAGCUGUCGAAUAAUCAACAACAGCUUGCCACUUAUCCGAUUGAGAAACGGAUGGACAAAAUCAACGUUACUCUUGCUAAAGAAACUGAACAAGCGUUCAGAAAAAUGAGAGAAAACCAUGAGAGUGAUAACGUGUUUACGCGGCUUAUCAUCGAGGAACCUGAGGAAUUCAAAGGUCGAACUUUGGCCGAACAUAUGCUGGCUUUGCCAUGGACGGAAGAAUUGCUUGCGCGAUCGAUAGAAAACAGUCUUUAUCAUGGCAAGCACAUGACAUUUUGCAGGAAAAGGGACGACAGAUUAGCAUUGCCGGCAGAUAUUCAGACUUUCCCGAAUUAUACGGCGUUACCGGAAGCGAAUAACACGUUUUGCAAGCUGAAGAUGAAGUCUGGCUCUUCCUCAAUUCCUCUUCCACUCGUGAUAAACCUGGUCACUAUCAUCAUCGCAUCGGUCCUUAUGUUCUAAGACGUUCCGAGCGCAUAGUCAGCGACAGUGAUAAAUGUUGCAACAAGAAGCGGCUCUUUACGACAUGAAUAUUCCUUGUACAUUUCCAAAUGAUUAAGUUAUUAAUUUAAGCACGCCUAUCUUAUAGAGAACGAUUUCUUCAGACAAGACUCGACCGCUCGAAACAAGUCGAGAAGUCUUUAAAAGUAUUAGGUUGCUGGUCAAUUCCUCUUUGUUAGAAAACAACAGUGUUUUCGAAAAA